Molecule: messenger RNA, 2473 nt
Organism: Trichoplusia ni (cabbage looper)
Lineage: Eukaryota; Metazoa; Arthropoda; Insecta; Lepidoptera; Noctuidae
Product: serendipity locus protein alpha-like
Exons: 10
Biological process (GO): cell migration; cell-cell adhesion; cellularization
Cellular component (GO): membrane; catenin complex; adherens junction
Molecular function (GO): beta-catenin binding; actin filament binding
Source: RefSeq, a predicted model, not a curated record
AUGGUUAUGGCGUUCAUUGACAUGACAUCUGUCAAAAAUAAGGAUGUUGACGAUGAACUGUUGUUGAGAUCUAGUAGCCUUUUUGAAGAUCUGGCUUCACUGCCCCAAGAUGCUCGUGAGGCAACAAAACACGUAUUGGGCCUUCUGCUGGACAAGAUUCAUCCGUUGAUACUUCGCCUUCGCAAUAAAUUGUCGUGUUAUGAAGAAAACGAAAAUAACGUAGCAAGGGUACGCGAUGUCUUCACACUGUGUUCCAGUCAGAUAAAUAAAUGCCUGAUUUAUAUUUUUGAUGUUUUUAAACUGGAAUAUAAGCACCAUACAUAUUUACAGGAGAGUCGCCAGUACACUCUGGAGAGACUAUCAUGGUGUAUGAACAGAUUAUUAUCAAUAGAAAGUUAUCUUGAGGAAACAUCUGUAUCAUCAGACUUGAGUGAAUCUGCUGAUGAUUCUUUCAAUACAACUACAAUGUACUUUGUCAACUGGAUUGACCAUACAUUUGAAAUCCUUGGUAAAUUGGCUGAUAUCAUUUAUAAAACUGAGUACAAGGAGUCUGAUACUUUAUUUAUUCAAUGGAAGGAUGAUAUGGUUGAGUGUGUGAGUGCGCUCCAUGUUUCUAUUGAUGAGCUGCUGUUGUCCGCUAUGACUCUGUGCAGAUACUGCUUAUCUGAUGAUCAACAUGUAGUGAAGGCGCGCUGCCAAGUGGUCCUACGAGAAACAAAAUCUCUGUUGAGUGAAUUGAUAAAAGGAGACUUUAGCUCAGUAGUCAAGGCCACACCAGAAACACUGAAACUACCUAUAAUGCCUUCAAAUGUCAAUGUCCUUAUUGAUGUCUUAAAAGAUGUACUGUAUGCAUUAGAAACUAACACAAAUACUGCACUUCUAGCAUUAGUCAGUCACUGUUUCAGUUAUAUCAAGUCUCCUAUAGCAAUAUUGAAGAAUCAUUUUAAUAAUAAUGCUAAGGGAACUUGUCCUUGUCUGAUAAAGAGUGAAGAUGAGGUGACUGAAAAUUGUUCAUUUGUGAAGGACUUUGAUUUGUACAAUGAGAGAUUGUUGCAAAUUGGAAAUUUUGCUGUCAGUUGUUCUUCAGACCAGAAUAGAAUUGUGACACUCCGCAGUGGUCUAGCAAGCCUUGAGGCCCUAGAUCCACAUUUAGUGCCGGCAUUAAUGAUGUCAGCAGACAGUCACCAUGCUGCCCUCAUGAUCAACUCUUGGACUCAUGAAGUUCAAGAGAUUCGAGACAGCGUCUUUUUGAUUGUUGAUCCAAGUGCCUUUGCUGAGAAAACGAAACAAAUGAUGCACCAGAAACUCCUAGAUGUGUUAAAUGAGGGUAGUUACAAGAAUGCAGAUGUGUGUUCUGUGAUUAAUUUGGGAUGUAUGGUUUCUGACUUCUUCCAUGUAUAUGACAAGCUUGAGCCUGAUGCUUUGGGCCACCAUGAUAAACUGCUAGUUUUACUGGGUGAUUUGGAUAAAGUUCAAAAGGAAUGCAAGAUCGUUAGCAACCUACUGAGUUCUGGUGACGACUAUGUUUAUGAUGUAAAGAUGCCUAAAAAUGAUAAAGUCUCGUUAGAUCAACUUUUAAAACGUCUCAAACUCAUGUACACACUGGUUACUAGAAUACAUGCCUUACACCAUCCUAAGGACGCUGACGACCAAUGGCUUGGUUGCGAAGGCGAGGAGGAGCCCCAAAUUGUGAAUAAAAACGCAACACACACUAUCCUUAAGAAUUAUGAUACGUACGUAAACUCGCCGAGAAAACUCCUGAACAAUAUGACUAGAAGCGUCUUUGCGAGAACUAAUGUACGCUCAUCAACAAGGAAUGUACCUUUAGCAAAAUUAACGAAACACCUAAAGACAAAAAUGUGUACGGAACUCAGUUUUUCCGUUCAAUUGGAUCGUCUAUUUAACUCUGAAGAUUCGAAUGUUGAUUCUUGUGAAACGAAAGAAUUGUUCGUGAACAAACAGCUGGACCAAGUGAGAGAUUCGUCUAUUUCAAUAUUUUACAACUUCUCGCCGAUAAGGAACCGGCCGUCGUUGAGAAAAGCCGUUUUGAGUAGGCAGUGUAAAAUGCCUGUCAAAAGGGAGGUAGACAUUAAUAUUGAAAACAAUGAUACUUACGAUAAUGGUCUUAUGGACGAAACGACAAGUCUUCAAAUUACUGAUAUACUGAAUCAAAUGAACGACAUGACGAGCGUUUUAUCCACCACAAAACCAAGUUUACCAAAAGCAGACAAAGGCGAGGCAACAAGCUAUCAACAAAACGAAUCAAAAAAUGUCCUAAGAAUCAAUGUAAACAAUCAAAAUAUUGUGUCCAAACAUGUUUGGAACAUUCCCGUGAACGCCAGUGUGGUAGAGAUGCCUUUGGAAGACAGUGCAGCGAAUGUCACUCAACCAUCCAACGUGAAUACGUUAGAACGAAUUCAUGAUCUAGACUACGUUGAGAGCAAACUAAACAGUUUAAAAUCGCAGUUGGAGA